Molecule: messenger RNA, 1845 nt
Organism: Fusarium keratoplasticum
Lineage: Eukaryota; Fungi; Ascomycota; Sordariomycetes; Hypocreales; Nectriaceae
Product: Ribosome-associated molecular chaperone SSB1
Exons: 4
Coding region: 1-1845 (614 amino acids)
Biological process (GO): vesicle-mediated transport; protein refolding; cellular response to unfolded protein
Cellular component (GO): plasma membrane; cytoplasm; cytosol
Molecular function (GO): ATP-dependent protein folding chaperone; ATP hydrolysis activity; misfolded protein binding
Source: RefSeq, a predicted model, not a curated record
AUGGCGGACGAAGUGUAUGACGGUGCCAUUGGCAUUGAUCUGGGUACCACCUACUCCUGCGUUGCUACGUACGAGGGUACCAAUGUCGAGAUCAUCGCCAACGAGCAGGGUUCUUUCACCACCCCUUCUUUCGUUUCCUUCACCGAUAAGGAGCGUCUGAUCGGUGAGGCCGCCAAGAACAACGCUGCCAUGAACCCCCGCAACACUGUCUUCGAUGCCAAGCGUCUGAUUGGCCGUCGCUUCGACGACCCUACCGUCAAGAAGGACAUCGAGUCUUGGCCCUUCAAGAUCAUCGAUGACAACGGUGCCCCCAAGAUCGAGGUCGAGUACCUCGGCGAGAAGAAGUCCUUCUCUGCCCAGGAGAUUUCCUCCAUGGUUCUCACCAAGAUGAAGGAGAUUGCCGAGGUCAAGCUUGGCAAGAAGGUUGAGAAGGCCGUCAUCACUGUCCCUGCCUACUUCAACGACAACCAGCGACAGGCCACCAAGGACGCCGGUUCCAUCGCCGGUCUCAACGUCCUCCGUAUCAUCAACGAGCCUACUGCUGCCGCCAUCGCCUACGGUCUUGGCUCUGGCAAGUCUGAGAAGGAGCGCAACGUUCUCAUCUACGAUCUCGGUGGUGGUACUUUCGAUGUCUCCCUCCUCAACAUCCAGGGUGGUGUCUUCACUGUCAAGGCCACCGCUGGUGACACCCACCUGGGUGGUCAGGACUUCGACACCAACCUCCUCGAGCACUGCAAGAAGGAGUUCAGCCGCAAGACCAAGAAGGACCUGUCUGGCGAUGCCCGUGCUCUCCGUCGUCUCCGAACUGCUUGCGAGCGUGCCAAGCGUACCCUCUCUUCCGGUGCCCAGGCCACCAUUGAGAUUGACUCUCUCUUCGAUGGUGAGGACUUCACCAUGUCCAUCACCCGUGCCCGUUUCGAGGACCUUAACGCCAAGGCCUUCUCUGGCACCAUCGAGCCCGUUGCCCAGGUUCUCAAGGACGCCGCUAUCGAGAAGAGCGCCGUUGACGAGAUCGUCCUGGUCGGUGGUUCCACCCGUAUCCCCAAGAUCCAGAAGCUCCUGACCGACUUCUUCGAUGGCAAGAAGCUUGAGAAGAGCAUCAACCCCGAUGAGGCUGUUGCCUACGGUGCCGCCGUCCAGGCCGGUAUCCUCUCCGGAAAGGCCACCUCCGCCGAGACCGCCGACCUCCUCCUCCUGGAUGUCGCCCCCCUGUCCCUCGGUGUCGCCAUGGAGGGCAACAUCUUUGCUCCCGUCGUUCCCCGUGGAACUAGCGUGCCAACAUUGAAGAAGAGAACCUUCACCACUGUCAGCGAUGGUCAGCAGAGCGUUCAGUUCCCCGUCUACCAGGGUGAGCGUGUCAACUGUGAGGACAACACCUCCCUGGGUGAAUUCACUCUUGCCCCUAUCCCUCCCAUGCGGGCUGGUGAGGCCGUGCUCGAGUGUGUCUUCGAGGUCGACGCCAACGGUAUCCUUAAGGUGACUGCCACUGAGAAGACCUCUGGCCGCAGCGCCAACAUCACCAUUGCCAACUCUGUCGGCAAGCUCUCCACCGAUGAGAUUGAGAAGAUGAUCAGCGACGCCGAGGCCUUCAAGACCAACGACGACGCUUUCCAGAAGCGAUUCGAGGCCAAGCAGCAGCUUGAGUCUUACAUCAGCCGUGUCGAGGAGAUUGUCUCCGAUCCUACUCUGUCCCUCAAGCUCAAGCGAGGCCAGAAGGAGAAGAUCGAGAACACCAUCAGCGACGCCAUGGCUGCUCUUGAGCUCGGCGACAGCUCUGCUGAGGACCUCAAGAAGCAGGAGCUCGCCCUCAAGCGCCUUGUCACCAAGGCCAUGUCCUCCCGAUAA